Molecule: messenger RNA, 261 nt
Organism: Triticum turgidum subsp. durum (durum wheat)
Lineage: Eukaryota; Viridiplantae; Streptophyta; Magnoliopsida; Poales; Poaceae
Source: the annotation of a GenBank genome assembly
AUGUUAGCAAAAUACGGUUUGCAAAAACAUCCAUUCCUAACACAAAUAUAUGAGGUUAGGCAUAAGUGGGCCAAACCGUACUUCAUGGGUGUGUUCUGUGCAAAUAUGACAAGCACACGAGGAAGUGAAAGUGCAAAUCAUUUGUUGAAGGGGUAUGUACCGUGGGAUGUCCUAUGCAUCUAUUUAUUAAGCAAUUCGAGAAGAUAUUAUUUGAUAGAGACUCAGAGGAAAGCUAUCAAGAAAAACGCACUGCAGGUGUAG